Molecule: messenger RNA, 1624 nt
Organism: Ipomoea nil (Japanese morning glory)
Lineage: Eukaryota; Viridiplantae; Streptophyta; Magnoliopsida; Solanales; Convolvulaceae
Product: AT-hook motif nuclear-localized protein 27-like
Exons: 1
Coding region: 233-1213 (326 amino acids)
Biological process (GO): vegetative to reproductive phase transition of meristem
Cellular component (GO): nucleus
Molecular function (GO): minor groove of adenine-thymine-rich DNA binding; DNA-binding transcription factor activity
Source: RefSeq, a predicted model, not a curated record
UCUUCUUCUUCUUCCUUGAAUUUGUUGAUUACUUGGGAUGAAGCUGAGAGAUCGAUCUUGUUCAGAUAAUCAGAUCGAUCCAUCUACAAAGUGCGCUGAUCGAGAGGUUAUUUAGUCGGCCGGCCGGCGAGCUAAUUAAUCCGGCCUCAUCGUAUAUAUAUAUAGUGGUAAGUUGACUAAGAAGCUAAAGCUGGCUAACAACAACAAGUGGUGGGAGAGAAUAGAUGCCGGGAUGGGCAGUAGCGGAGGCGGUGGCGGUGGCGGGGGGUUUAAUCAUCAUCAUCAUCAGACUCCUCCUCCUCCCGGUUUCGUUCACCAGCUCUUUAGUACGCCUGAGCUUCAGUUGCACCACCAAUCUAAUUUCUCUCAGCAUCUACCCUCCGCCGCCGCCGCCGCCGCCUUGCCUACAACCCCUACCUCCGAUUCCUCCGACCAGAAGGAAGUGAAAUCGGAUAAUGAUGCGGCGGGUACAAGCUCCGGCGGAGGGGGAGGAGGAGGAGGAGGAGGUGGGUCUACCUCGAGCCGUCGCCCUCGAGGCCGUCCGCCGGGGUCGAAGAACAAGCCGAAGCCGCCCAUCAUUGUGACCCGAGACAGCCCUAAUGCCCUGCGGUCUCACGUGCUGGAAAUCUCCGCCGCCGCCGACAUCCUCGACAGCGUCACCAGCUACGCGCGGCGGAGGGGGAGGGGCGUCUGCGUGCUCAGCGGGAGCGGCACCGUCACUAACGUCACCUUGCGUCAGCCGUCCUCGCCCGCCGGGAGUGUGGUCACGCUCCACGGCCGCUUCGAGAUCCUGUCGCUCUCCGGAACGGUCCUCCCGCCGCCCGCGCCGCCCGGCGCGGGCGGCCUGUCGAUAUUUUUGUCAGGGGGACAGGGGCAGGUCGUGGGCGGGACCGUGGUGGGCCCCCUCAUGGCUUCCGGCCCGGUAGUGCUCAUGGCUGCCACGUUCGCCAAUGCGGUUUUCGAACGCCUCCCUCUGGAGGAGGAAGCCGAGGGAGGCGCAGGCAAUGCCACCGCCGCCGCAGCUGGGCAGCAGGUUCAGUCCUCCACCGCCGCGUCACAAACAUCCGGCGUCACAGGAGGCGGCGAAGGCGGAGGAGGAACGUCAUUCGGAAACACACAACCGCCGCCGCCGCCAACCAAUUACCCGUUUUCAGCAGAAGUAUUCGGAUGGGCUGGAAACACCGCCGCCGCGGCAAGACCACCUCAAUUUUAACGAGAGAUCAAUGGGGAUAAGGUUGGAUACAUUAAUCUUGCACUUGUUUAUUCAUCUUGUGCUCCAUCACAUUAAGAUUUCAACAUUCAAACUAUGGAGCAAUCUUAAAUCUUCCAACAAUCAGUUGUUUUUCCGGCCUUAAAUCUUCAGACAAUCAGUUGUUUCGUCCUCAAAAGUAGCCUUAAAUCUCCAGACAACUCAGUAAUUUCGUCCUCAAAAGUAACCUUAAAUCUCCAGACAACCAGUUGUUUUGUCCAGAGAAGUAUCUAAAAUUCAGCAAAAAAAUUAGCGACUACUGUUCAACCGAAGAUACUUUGGUUACACCAAAAAAAUUGUUUUUGUUGCAUAAACUAAGCUGUGAAUUGCUUGUAUCGGAUAUAUAUACAUUUUCUCAACUCCAGUAAGUGCUUU